This is a messenger RNA of Brassicogethes aeneus, 3740 nucleotides long. The record is from the annotation of a GenBank genome assembly. Lineage: Eukaryota; Metazoa; Arthropoda; Insecta; Coleoptera; Nitidulidae.
CAGUUUUAUCUUGGAAUAAUAAAAGUAUUAACGUCAAAAUCGAUGAUGCUGUAGUUUUGAAUUAUUAUAGUCAAUAAAAACAUUAACCAUGUAUACAAUGGAGAGACAUUUACAAGACAGAGACCGGGUCGGUGUACACGACGCGGUCCUAUUGGAAGAUUUUCAAAGUGAAGACGUUUUUGUGGAAAAUCUUCAGAAAAGAUUCAACGAAAAUGUCAUUUACACAUACAUUGGACAAGUGCUAAUUUCUGUGAAUCCCUACAAAGAAAUCAACAUUUACGGCCCGAAAGACGUAAAGGCGUAUGAUGGCAAACACUUUUUUGAAGUACCACCACAUGUGUUUGCCAUUACUGAUACAUCGUAUCGUGCCUUGAAAGAGGAGCAAAUAGAACAAUGCAUCUUGAUUUCCGGUGAGUCCGGUUCUGGAAAGACAGAGGCCUCCAAGAAAGUUCUUCAAUACAUUGCUGAAGUGACUGAUCAUAAAGGCGAAGUUGAGAGGGUUAAAAACAAGUUAUUGGUGUCAAAUCCAGUGUUGGAGGCUUUUGGUAACGCCAAAACGAACCGAAAUGAUAAUUCUAGCAGAUUUGGAAAAUAUAUGGACAUACAAUUUAAUACUGAAGGUAAUCCACAAGGAGGAAACAUUUUGAAUUAUCUACUGGAAAAGUCCAGAGUUAUCAGUCAAGUUAAAGGUGAAAGGAACUUCCAUAUCUUCUACCAACUACUCAGCGGGGCUGAUGAAGAACUACUCAACAAACUAAGCUUAAGAAAAUCGCCAGAAUCAUAUUACUUCUUAACCCAUGGAGACAAAUCCAACGUGGAAAACAUAAACGACCAGAAGAACUUCCGAGAAGUAACCGAGGCCCUGUCGACCCUGGACUUCACUGAGAAAGAGCAACACGACAUGUUCUCAAUUGUGGCCGCCAUUCUGCACUUGGGCAACAUAGGGUUCGUGGAGCAUGAAGCGGGUAAAGCGAAAGUUUCCAAGAGCGAGGCCGUCGAGAUUGUGGCGAAGCUGAUGGGAUGCGACGAAGCUGAGCUGAGAGAAGCUUUGACCCACAAGACCAUCGAAACUGUGAGGGACUUGGUGACGAGUCCGUUGAACAGGGAACUGGCCGUUUACGCUAGAGACGCCUUAGCCAAGGCUGUCUACGAUAGGUUGUUUAGUUGGCUGGUUAGUAGAAUCAACGACUCCCUGCAAUCUGGUAGCAAGAGAAAAAAUGUGGUUAUCGGUAUCUUGGAUAUUUACGGGUUUGAAAUCUUCGAAAGGAACAGCUUUGAGCAAUUGUGCAUCAACUUCUGCAACGAAAAACUUCACCAGUUGUUCAUCGAUUUAACGUUAAAAUCCGAACAGGAAGAAUACAUGAAGGAAGGAAUAAAAUGGGAGAAAAUCGAGUAUUUCGACAACUCAAUCAUUCUUGAACUAAUCGAAGAAAAACACAAAGGUUUAAUCGCCUACAUGGAUGAAGAAUGUCUAAGACCUGGUGAUCCAAACGACACCACCUUGAUAAACAAAUUCAACACUUACUUGAGUGGCCAUAAUCACUAUAUUAGCCACAAAAAGGCCAGCAUUAAAGUUCAGAAAACCAUGGGACGAGAUGAAUUCCUGAUAAUUCAUUACGCUGGCCACGUUACCUACAACGUAAAAACUUUCAUCGAGAAAAACAACGAUUUGCUUUUCCGCGAUUUAAAAGAAGCCAUGUCCAACUCAUCCAACAGUAUUCUUAACACUGUCUUCACAAAGUCCGAAGUUCUCAACAAGAAAAGACCAGACACUGCCAUCACCAAAUUCAAGAACUCUCUGAACAAUUUGAUGGGGAUAUUAAGGGACAAGGAGCCGGCAUACAUUAGAUGCAUCAAGCCCAAUGAUAUUAAAAAAUCAGGUAUGUUCGAUGAAGACCUGGUGAAGCACCAAGUGAGAUACCUAGGCCUCAUGGAAAAUCUUCGCGUGAGAAGAGCAGGUUUUGCCUACCGUAGAGUAUACGAACAAUUCCUGCACAGGUAUAAGUGCCUUAGCGAGGAAACGUGGCCAAAUUACCGCAAGGGAUCGGCCAAAGAUGGCGUACAGGCGCUUGUCAAGUCCCUGGGGUACACCGAUGGGGACUACCAAAUGGGCAAGACGAAGAUUUUCAUUCGUCACCCCAAGACUUUAUUCGACACUGAAGAUGCUUUCCAGGAGAGGAAGAACUUUGUUGCUGCCAUAAUUCAGGCGUCCUGGAAGGGUGUUGUGCAACGCAGGAGGUUUUUGAAGAUGAGGGAAGCUGCCAUUGUUAUGCAGAAGUAUGUUAGAAGGUUCAAUGCCAUCAGGGCUGCGAGGAGACGUAGACAAGCAGUUGCCACUCUUAGAAAGUUUAUCAAGGGUUUCAUAACGAGAAACGAUGCACCAAACGCUGACAACGCGGCAUUCGAACAGAUUGCGAAAGCACAGUACUUGAACAGGUUGGCCAAAAACUUGCCAGCGAGUUUAUUGAACAGAACGUGGCCUAAGCAUCCAUACGUUUGCAAGGAAACUUCGGAAAUCUUGUACAAAAUGCAUGGCGCGUACCUUUCCAGAGUUUACAGGCUCAAUUUGGACCCUGAAAUGCUGAAACAGUUUGAAAUGAAAGUUUUGGCUGAGAAAUUGUUUAAAGAUAAAAAGAAGAAUUAUCCGCAAACUAUUUGCAAGAAGUUUGUUCAAGAAAGACUUUCAGGACCUAAUACUGCCACAGAUGGGCUCCAGACUCUUAUGAAUGGUGACAAAAAAUUGUACUUAAGUGAUGUGGUAAAAUAUGACAGACAUGGUUACAAACCAAGAAACUACACAAUCCUAAUAACAAACCACAAUUUCUAUGUGCUGGACCUGACCAAAGGAUUAAAAGUAAAACACUCGUUAAAUCUAAAAGACCUUCAAUUUUUGGUGACUUCAGAAAAUGACAAAAUGGUGUUGGUUAUAUUACCUGAAGACUUGUAUAAAAAACAAAAAGGUGAUAUUAUCCUAGAGGUUCCCAAUUUAAUUGAAGCAAUGACCACUAUAGUAUAUUCAACCAAGAAAAAUAGCCAAUUGACUGUUAUAAGCGAGUCACCAAUCAAACAUACAAUGAAACAGGGAAAAACAGGUUUUAUCGAUGUUACAGUUGGACAGCCUCAAAAUAUACACAAGGACAAAAAUGGGCACCUUUUAAUUGUGGCAUCCCCUUCAUAACAAAAGUAUUAUUAUGUAAUUAUUACUUAAAAACAGUGAUUUUAAUUUAGCAAUAGGUGCCAUUUUGUUAUAUUUAUUACCGAGCUUCCACUAAAAUAAAAAUAUUUAAAAUAAACAUGUUUUAUUUCCUUUAAUACAAACAACAUUAUUAGCUUAAAACUUACUUAAUACUCAACAAUUCACUUAUUUACUUGACCCAGCUUUAGAAUUAUGUGCGGCUACAGCUUUCUGUGCGUUUGACAAUGAUUUUUGUCCGCUUUCCGAUCUUUUCCUCAUUUCUUCCUCCACUGCUUUAUUCACUGUUUUACUGAUGAUCUGUUUUAUUCUUUGCGUCUCUUCCGACUUCUUUUUUGGCACUGGACGGUCUACAAAUUACACAAUUAUGAGAUUUACAGCAAGUUAUUAGUUAAUUUUACUCACUGGCUCGUUUAGUAUUCGCACCGCCUUUUUGCUUUUUAGUUUUUGCGUUGGGCACCUUUGUUUUUACUUUUAUUUUGCCUUGUGCCAUUUUGCUGAAUUUCAAAACACGCCACUGUCAAAAGAUUGAGGUUGGGAAUCUUAA